Messenger RNA from Nelumbo nucifera (sacred lotus), 3232 nucleotides. RefSeq lists its product as uncharacterized. NCBI's taxonomy places the organism in Eukaryota, Viridiplantae, Streptophyta, Magnoliopsida, Proteales, Nelumbonaceae. The record is from RefSeq and is a predicted model, not a curated record.
UUAAUUCCAAAAAGGGUAAAGCGAAAACACAAUAUUCCACUACUCUCGGACCCACGAGUGGACUUUAGCUGAAAUAAAGAAGGAUAUUUUGGUAAAUGUAGGGAUACAGUUGUUCUUUUUCUCAGAAUCUAAUGAGCCAAGAAAUGAAGGCCGUCGUCGUCUGAACAUGGAGCUUCACAGUUUGAAGACGGUGAGAGAGAGAGAGACCCGCCUUUUUCUUUAUAAACCCAAUAAAUGUCUCCACGUGAUACUAAACGAGGUUCAAGAGAAGAGUUGAAUUAAAAGACAAGGAUUAAAAUUUGAAAUUUUUAUAAAACUGUGAACACGAUUUGCUUGUUUGGAUGGAAAGAAAAAUGGCAAGAAAAUAAAAAGGAAAUGAAAAAUAUUUGAUUUUCCAUUAACGCCCGGUAACUUGAAGGAGAGUUAGCAGGGAAAAGAAGAAGAAAAAGCCGAUAAAAGGGUUUAUUCUUGAGUCGCUUUUUCUCUUUUUUCUCUCUUUUUUUUCCUGGUUAUAUUGACUGAUGGAGCAUCACUUCUGAAGUCACUGUUUCUCUCUCUCUCUCUCUCUCUCUCUCUCUCUCUCUCUCUCUCCAUCUUUUCAGCAAAAGAGGGAAGUUGGGUUUUCACGACCGGCGAAUCCAAGGAGGUACCCUUCUCGGUUUUUAUUUGUGUAAUUAACUUGGAUCAUGGUGUGCUGAAGAAAUAGAUGGAGGAAAAGCAAUUGGAUUUUAAUGCUCCACUUCUGUCUGUGAGGCGUUUCUCAUCUAUAACAGCUUCUUCAGGAGAGGAGAGUAAGAGAAUUGAGAAGUCUCAGCGAAAGAUACCUUCUUUUCCUUAUCACAAGUCGGAUUUGAAAUCAGGGCCUGUUAGAAAUCCUGGUGCAGUUCCAUUUCUAUGGGAGCAGAUCCCAGGAAGACCAAGGGAUGGGGAUGCACUCCAAGCACGGCCUAUUGAACCCCCAAAGCUUCCACCUGGGAGAGCUUUUGGUGUUAAACAACAGUCUUCAAACAAGGAACCUGAAGAUCCAAAUGCCAUCAGACCCCAAGCUAAUGAUAUUCAUCCUAGUUAUAAAAUUUCAUCUUUGGAUGAAAAUGUAACUGCGUUGGAUAACUUGAAGGAGAGCUUGAAGGAAAAAAGGGAUGCAGAUACUGAGGAAGAUGUUGAUGAAGCCUUUACAGAUGCACUUGAAACAUUGUCAAGAACUGAAUCAUUCUUAUUGAACUGUAGUGUAACCGGGUUGAGUGCAUUGGAUGGUCCAAACAUGAGACCAUCUGGAACUUUCUCAACAGAUCCACAGACCAGGGAUUUCAUGCUGGGACGUUUCUUACCUGCAGCCAAGGCAAUGGCUGAGGAGACACCUCAACAUACUUCAAGAAAGCAACCUCUGCCACGUGAACAACAAAGGCAGGUGAAGGUGGUAAGUGAAGAUAGGCGGCCUCCACAAUAUCAUUAUAAGCCUUACAUGUUGCCACAAUUUCCUAUGGAUCAAGGGGAAGAAGAAAGUGAAGAUGAAGAUGAAGAAGAUGGUUAUGAUGAUACUGGGAAUUUAUCCGCAAAAGCUUGUGGGUUAUUUCCUCGGUUUGGCCUAAAGAACUCCUUUUGCCUUCUAAAUCCAAUCCCAGGAAUGAAAGUUAGGAAUCACGUGCCCAUUUCUUCUGUCCGUAAGGUUGGUACACGGGUCAAGACUGGACAUUCUAGGCCUCACAUGGAAAUAAAUGAUGAGCACACAUGGGAUGCUGUCUAUAAACACAAAUUAGCUAGUCGACUAAAACCAUCUGGGGUCCUUGAGGAUGAGACUAAGCUGACAAGUGAAUCUAACCAUCUUACUUAUUCAAGUGAUUCUCAAACACCAGAUGGCUCCUCUCCCUACAGGAUAUUACCAUAUCGGAAUGAAGCACCUCGGUCUCCUUUUCAUGAAGGAUCAGGAUUUCUUGGCAUUCCUAGAGAAGUUAAAGAUCGCAAGGCUAAUGGUUUAGAUUCAUAUAAUAAAGGUGGUAACUGUUUAAGAGAUAUAUUAUUCCACCAGAACAAUAAGCAAGAGUUGGGCUCGUUGAGCCCUAUGGUUGAGAAAACUCUCUAUGUAGACUCUGUACACACAGUGGAGACUCCAAAUUCAAAGUCAAGUUCUGCAAAUUCUAGGACAUUGAUGGAUACCAAAGAUAAAGAUUCUGAAGUUAUGGGAGAAAGUAUGAUGGAAGAAGAAAACCUUGCAACUGGUUCUUGCAUUGAAAAUAUUAAAAACCUUAAAAUCUUGGAGGAUAAACGCAUAUUGGAUCCUAAAAUAUUUGGGGUUGUUGAUUCUGAUCUACCUUGUUCUGCAGAAAGGUCAAUUCUUGGAGGGCAGAUAGACAGAACAGAGGGCUCCAGACAGGAUACUUUUCUUGAUCAGGAAUCAAGGUCUGCCUUGUGUAAAGAAGUGCCUACUGAUGCAAAAUUGGAUUUUGAUAACUCACAACCUCUAUCAGCAGAUAAUGAUGAUGGAAAUUCUUGUACCAGCUCUUUAAGUGCUCUUCUUCCCCCACCUUUACCAAAAUCACCUUCUGAGUCUUGGCUUUUACGUGCCUUGCCUUCCAUUCCCUCAAGGAAUCCCUCUUUACGGUCAUACCAAGGCACACGGUUCAAUCUCAGAAAGCAGCUUUCUGAAACUUCUUCCAAUGAUCCCAAGUGGGAGACGAUUGACAAAUCUUCAAAUACAAAUGCAGACUAUUUACGGUAUUCUGAGGAAUUAAUAACACCUCCAUCCCUGCAAGCAGGAACAUAGAACUGCAAAGGCUUAUCCUAAAUUACUUGAGCUGAAUUGUUUUUCCAAUCAAUGAAUUAAAAGGUUAAUGAAAUUCAGUGGUCGAGUUUCCAUUUUGUAACUAGAAGUAUACAUGUAAGUUAAUUACUGUUUAUUCUCUUCUCUUUCAUGGAGCAGAUCAGUAGUUAUACAUCUCUGGAUUGGUUUCUUGUAAAGGUCAUCAAAUUCAUUGAAUAUCAAGUUCACUGGUGCAGUUUCCUUUUAUGAUUAUGUUGUAAACUGAAUGAACAGCCAUUCUAUAUAACAGAAUAAGCUGCCAAAUUGGCAACACAAACACAAAGUCAUUCACGGUUUGGUCAAAUAAGAGGCCUUUUGUAACUCUUAAUGAAGGAAUUUCUCUGGCAGAUACUUGUCUGCUUUAGCUUCAGUUUCUACUAGUUGUGUAUUGAUAAGUUGGAAACUAGAUACAAUUCAAAUACUGCUCUUUUAACA